Molecule: messenger RNA, 4830 nt
Organism: Phyllostomus hastatus (greater spear-nosed bat)
Lineage: Eukaryota; Metazoa; Chordata; Mammalia; Chiroptera; Phyllostomidae
Gene: BOC
Product: BOC cell adhesion associated, oncogene regulated
Exons: 22
Coding region: 974-4315 (1113 amino acids)
Biological process (GO): cell-cell adhesion; nervous system development; axon guidance
Cellular component (GO): axon; plasma membrane
Molecular function (GO): protein binding
Source: RefSeq, a predicted model, not a curated record
AAAGGAGGAAUUGUUUGCGAGUUCAGUCAUCCAAAAAAGCUUCUUCCAUAUGGAGGCACCGGGUGCGCUGGGCGCGGCGUCCUCUGCCUUGUCCUCCUGCCGGCGCCGCCGCCGCAGCGGCCCCCGCUUCCUGCCGCCGGGUCCCUGAGCCCGGCCCGCGGUGUCAGCCGCCGCGCGCGCACACGCACACGCACACCCUGGCACACAGGCACGCACACACACACACACACACACUCACGCGCGCCGCAGCCGCACGCGCCCGCACGAGUCCUCCCUCCCCGGCCGGCACCUUCUGGGUCCCGGUCUCCUUUGUUGCUCCCCCUGCGGCCGCCUCCCGUUCUGUGCGUUCCCGGGUGUCACCGUGCGGGUCGGGUGUCGGUGCGGCGUGGUGCCGUGUGGCUCUCUCCGCGCCCACCACGCUGGCCCCCGGGCCCCGGCUCUCCCUUCCCAGGAGCCGGCUGCACCAGAGUCCCAGCACAAGCUUCCAGGAACCCAUGACCCACGAUGUCUUGUCAACACUGCCACCAUCGGAGAGAGCAGCAAUGAAGUAGCGGAAGAAGCAGAAAGUAAGAAUCUUUGAAAUGAGAAAGAAAAUGGACAUACUUUGCAUUGCUGAGAAAAGUGACAGGACUUCCUGAUGAUGCUUUCACCCGACUUUGAACUUGGACCUGUUCAUUUCACGAUGCGGCACAGUCACACUGCCCGUGAGUGGCGGCGGAGUCUCUGACAUUGAAGACACAGGCAGAGGGAGGGGUUAAAAAUCGAAGGACAAGAACUCUUUCCUGGAAAACGGACUGACCGUCAGGCCGGUCCUCGACCUGGUGUGGAGGGUGCUUGCUGGCCAGAGUGAAUGUGGCCCUCUCGUCUCUCGGCAGCCAGAGUGGUGCAGGGGACUGCGGGAUCUCUGUGAGUGACCCUGGUGGCUUAUGGGACGUGGGCUUCGGACGCUCUGUAACACACCUUGCUGCAUGGGAUGAUGACAGCUCGGGGAGGAAAGAGGCCUGAGGUCGUACUCACCUGCCUCCUCUUAGCCGCUGCAGGCUGCUUCGCCUACCUGGUUGAGGUCCCUCAGGUGACUGUCCAGCCUCCUUCCACCGUCCAGAAGCUCGGAGGAACUGUGAUCCUGGGCUGUGUGGUGGAGCCCCCAGGCAUGAACACCACCUGGCGCCUGAACGGGAAGGAGCUGAAUGGUUCCGACGAUGCUCUGGGUUUCCUCAUCUCUCGUGGGACCCUCGUCAUCACCGCCCUCAACAACCGCACCGUGGGACGGUACCAGUGUGUGGCCCGGAUGCCUGCAGGGGCCGUGGCCAGCGUGCCAGCCACUGUGACAUUAGCCAAUCUCCAGGACUUCAAGUUAGACGUGCAGCACGUGAUCGAAGUAGAUGAGGGGAACACGGCGGUCAUCGCUUGCCACCUUCCUGAGAGCCACCCAAAAGCCCAGGUCCGGUACAGUGUCAAACAAGAGUGGCUGGAGGCAUCCAGAGAUAAUUACCUGAUCAUGCCAUCCGGGAACCUCCAGAUAGUAAACGCCAGCAGGGAGGACGAGGGGACGUACAAGUGCGCCGCCUACAACCCAGUGACCCAAGAAGUGAAAACCUCGGGCUCCAGUGACAGACUGCGUGUGCGCCGCUCCACUGCCGAGGCUGCCCGCAUCAUCUACCCCCCAGAGGCCCAGACCAUCAUCGUCACCAAAGGCCAGAGUCUCAUCCUGGAGUGCGUGGCCGGUGGAAUUCCACCCCCGAGGGUUACCUGGGCCAAGGAUGGGUCCAGUGUUGCGGGCUAUAACAAGACACGCUUCCUGCUAAGCAACCUGCUUAUCGACACCACUAGCGAGGAGGACUCCGGGACCUACCGCUGCAUGGCUGACAAUGGGGUGGGGGAGCCUGGGGCAGCGGUCAUCCUCUACAAUGUCCAGGUGUUUGAACCCCCUGAGGUCACUGUGGAGCUGUCCCAGCUGGUCAUCCCUUGGGGCCAGAGUGCCAAGCUCACCUGUGAGGUGCGCGGGAACCCCCCGCCCUCAGUGCUGUGGUUGAGGAAUGCCGUGCCCCUCACCUCCAGCCAGCGCCUCCGACUGUCCCGUAGGGCCCUGCGAGUGGUCAGCGUGGGGCCUGAGGAUGAAGGUGUCUACCAGUGCAUGGCCGAGAAUGAAGUUGGGAGCGCCCACGCUGUGGUCCAGCUGAGGACCGCCAGGCCCAGCACAACCCCGAGGCCAUGGCGGGAUGCUAAACCGGACACUACCACACCUCCCCUGCCACCCCCGAGGCCCAGAAGCCCAGACCAGAUGCUGAGGGCGCACUCAGGUGUCCCGAGGCCUCCAGCGUCAGUGCAGCCAGCUUCCCUGCGGUGCUCUGGAGAGAAGGGGCAGGCGGCUCCCGCUGAGGCACCCAUCAUCCUCAGCUCACCCCGGACUUCCAAGACCGACUCUUACGAGCUAGUGUGGCGGCCUCGGCACGAGGGUGGCAGCCGGGCACCGAUCCUCUCCUACGUGGUGAAAUACCGCAAGCAGGUCACAAACUCCUCUGAUGAUUGGACCAUCUCUGACAUUCCAGCCAAUCAGCACCGCCUGACCCUCAGCAGACUUGACCCUGGGAGCUUAUAUGAAGUGGAGAUGGCAGCUUAUAACUGUGCAGGAGAAGGCCAGACAGCCAUGGUCACCUUCCGAACUGGACGGCGGCCCAAACCUGAAAUCAUGGCCAACAAGGAGCAGCAGAUCCAAAGAGAUGACCCUGGAGCCAGCCCCCAAAGCAGCAGCCAGCCAGACCACGGCCGCCUGUCCCCCCCUGAAGCUCCAGACAGGCCCACUAUCUCCAUGGCCUCUGAGACAUCAGUGUACGUGACCUGGAUUCCCCGUGGGAAUGGGGGCUUCCCGAUCCAGUCCUUCCGUGUGGAGUACAAGAGGCUAAAGAAAGUGGGGGACUGGAUCCUAGCCACCAGCGCCAUCCCGCCCUCCCGGCUCUCCGUGGAGAUCACAGGCCUAGAGAAAGGCACCUCCUACAAGUUCCGAGUCCGGGCUCUGAACAUGCUGGGGGAGAGCGAGCCCAGCGCCCCCUCCCAGCCAUACGUGGUGUCAGGCUACAGUGGCCGCAUGUACGAGAGGCCCGUGGCGGGCCCUUACAUCACCUUCACCGAUGCCGUCAACGAGACCACCAUCAUGCUCAAGUGGAUGUAUAUCCCAGCAAGUAACAACAACACCCCGAUCCAUGGCUUUUAUAUCUAUUACCGACCCACAGACAGUGACAACGAUAGCGACUACAAGAAGGACAUGGUGGAAGGGGACAGAUAUUGGCACUCAAUCAGCCACCUGCAGCCAGAGACCUCCUACGACAUUAAGAUGCAGUGCUUUAACGAAGGAGGCGAGAGCGAGUUCAGCAAUGUGAUGAUCUGCGAAACCAAAGCCCGGAAGUCCGGUCAGCCUGGUGGACUCCCACCCCCGACUCUGGCCCCACCUCAGCCGCCACCCCUGGAAACCAUGGAGCGGCCAGUGGGCACGGGGGCCAUGGUGGCACGCUCCAGCGACCUGCCCUACCUGAUUGUCGGGGUCGUCCUGGGAUCUGUCGUCCUCAUAAUUGUUGCCUUCAUCCCCUUCUGCUUGUGGAGGGCCUGGUCUAAGCAAAAACACACAGCAGACCUGGGUUUUCCUCGAAGUGCGCUUCUGCCCUCCUCCUGCCAAUACACUAUGGUACCACUGGGAGGGCCUCCAGGUCAUCGAGCCGGCGGGCAGCCCUGCCUCAGUGGCGCCAAUGGACAGGCCUGUGCCAAUGGGGUACAUGUGAACAGGGGCUUCCCUGCCGCUGCCACGGGCUACCCUGGCACGAAACCGCUGCAGCCCUGCCCUGCAGAGCACCAGCAGGAGGAUGACUCCAGUGGCCUCCCAAGGCACACCAUUCCUGGCAACGGAUACGGAUACGACAUCCACAGUCACCAGAUUCCUAGGGGAACCAAAGCUAAGCCAGAAGAGGUCGCUUUCUUAUAUACACUGCCUGACAACUCCACUCACCAGCUGCUCCAGACCCACCAGGACCACCACCACCUCCAGGAGCAGCCUGCUUCAGCCAGCCAGUCAGGGAGGGAGAGUGUACCCCAGAAUCCUGCGCUGGAAGCAACGUGGGACCCUCUUUUUCACUCAGGGCCCCCAUGCUGCUUGGGCCUUGUACCGGUUGAAGAGGUGGACAGUCCUGAAUCUUGCCAAAUGGGUGGAGGAGAGUGGUGUCCCCAGCACCCCACAGGGACCUACACGGGACAGGAGCUUGGGAGACAGCUCUCCCCGAACCCACCAGUGAACGUGACUUUUGAAACACCACCCCCCACAAUUUAGGCCGAAGGCAAUAUUCCAGAAAGACUAUUAUUGUUUUUUAAGAGAGACAGAGAAAAUUGGUAUUUAUUUUUCUAUAAUAACCAUAUUUAUAUAUUUAUGCACUUGUAAAUAAAUGUAUAUGUUUCUAUAAUUCUGGAAAGACAUAGGGAAUCCUCCCCGUGGAGGUGUAAGGGGUAACACAAAGAAGCCACGGCAUCACCGGAGUCAGCCAGGAACAAGGAGCACAGACUGGCCAGGACCCAGACUGAGGUGGCGGAAGGGAAGACGCCCAGGCACCCCGUUCGUGCCGACCGUGGGGCAAAGCGAAGGCCGUGGUGUCGGAGCCGGAGACACCUGUGAAGACAGCCAGGUCCCGUGCUGCGGGAACCGUUUCAGAAGAUGCUCGUGAGAACAGACUCAGACGUGUACAGUACUAUAAGCAUUAACAAAUCUUCCAGAAUCAAUAAUCUGUGGCAACAUAGCUCUGUAAAAACAAACACUGUAACAUCUAAAUAAAUGUUUAGUCUUCCCUGUAA